Chiroxiphia lanceolata (lance-tailed manakin) is the source of this 8244-nucleotide messenger RNA. It is a transcript of the gene COL4A3, whose product is annotated as collagen type IV alpha 3 chain. Gene Ontology annotation, cellular component: basement membrane; collagen trimer. NCBI's taxonomy places the organism in Eukaryota, Metazoa, Chordata, Aves, Passeriformes, Pipridae. The record is from RefSeq and is a predicted model, not a curated record. Gene Ontology annotation, molecular function: extracellular matrix structural constituent.
AUGGCGCUGCGGGCCGGCUGCCGCCGGCCUUUCCCGGCACCGCCUCGCUCCCCCGCUUUCUCCGAGCCCUUCUCCCGCCGAGGCUUCACAGCGGACACCCGCUCCGGGCGAGCCGUGCCCGUGCUCGUGCUGUGCCCGGGGCUGGCCCUGGCGGGUCUCCGGCCCCAUCCCCGCUCCCGCCGCGCAGCCCCGCGCCCGCCACCUGCGCCGUCCCGGCGGAGACGGAGCCAGCCCGAACCCGGGACACCUCCAGCUGUCCUGGACACUCCAGCUGUGCCGGCCGGAGCUGCCGCCUCAGCCGCUGCCCAGCCCCGUCCCCGGGAGCGCCAGGUGCCGGCGCCCGGCGCUGCCCGCCCGCCGCGCUCACCUGAGCUCCCAGGCGGGACAGCCCCCGACACCUCGCUCACUCCAUGCCCGCUGAGGACGGACGGACGGACAGACGGCGGCUGCCGACGGUGCCCGAGGCAGGAGGCGCCGGGGGGGAAGAGCAGAGGGGAGGAGGGGGUAGCCCCGCCCUGUCCGGCCCCGGCCCCUGUCCCCACCCCACCCCGGGCGCUGCGAGCGCCGAGAGUCGGAGCGCCCCGGGACGCCGCGCGGGCAGCGCCGAGGCGGGGAUGGGCCGGCGGGGGCUGCCCGGGCCGCCUGGCGCCGGUGCUGCUGCUCGCCCUGCUCUGGCCGGGCCGCGCCGCGGCGGAGAGCUGUGUAUGCAAAGGUAGUCCCUGCUUUUGUGAUAGCACAAAAGGUAGCAAGGGUGAAAAAGGCUUUCCUGGUAUUCCAGGUCCACCUGGUCAAAGAGGCUUUCCUGGUCCAGAAGGGCCUCCAGGGCCACAGGGACCAAAGGGUUCUCCAGGGCUUACAGGCUUAGUUGGACCCAAAGGUAUACGAGGACUCCCAGGAAUACCCGGAUUUUCAGGUCCUCCAGGCCUUCCAGGUGAACCGGGAUCUGUUGGGCCUCCUGGGCGCCCGGGGGUUCCAGGAUGCAACGGCACAAAGGGUGACCAAGGAUUUCCAGGUCCUCCAGGUAGAAGAGGGGCUCCAGGUGUUCCAGGUAUUGAUGGUAUCAAAGGAGAGAAGGGGUCCCCUGCAGGUGGAUAUAGCCAAGAGUAUGGUGCAAAAGGUGAUCCUGGAUUGCCAGGAAUGCCUGGACUUCAGGGUGCCCAGGGUGCUCAAGGAUAUCCUGGGGAACUUGGACCACAGGGCCCUCCAGGACCUUUAGGCAUGCCAGGGAAAGCAGGACCUCCUGGACCUAAGGGUCUUAUGGGACUGAAAGUAAUAGGAAGCAAAGGAAGAAAGGGUGACACGGGGUUAACUGGCCCCCCUGGACCACCAGGAACUGUCAUUGUGACGCUGAGUGGACCAGACAACAUGACGGAUUUGAAAGGAGAGAAAGGAGAAAAAGGAUCAAGAGGACUUCCAGGGCCCAUGGGGUUUACAGGCCCGGUUGGUGAUUCUCAAAGUGAAAAGGGUGACCGAGGAGAACCUGGAGCAGAGGGUAAACCUGGAAAAGAAGGUGCCCCAGGUCCACCUGGCUUACCGGGACAAAAGGGUGAACAGGGCAGACCAGGACUGGCUGGAAGGCAAGGAGCUAAGGGGAUGAAGGGAAACCCUGGUCCACCUGGAGCUUGUGGUCGAACGGAAUAUUAUGAUUAUGUGGUUGGUGAAAAAGGAGAUGAAGGACCCCCUGGACCUCCUGGACCAAAAGGUCAACGUGGCAUUCCUGGGCCACAGGGUCCUCCUGGAGAUGCUGGAAGACCAGGUGUGUCAAGACCUGGUCUGAGAGGUCCUCCAGGAUUUCCUGGGCCAAAAGGAACAAAAGGAGAGAAAGGACAAACUGGCUUGUGUAUUGUAGGCCCUCCAGGACCACCUGGUAUUACUGGCAGACCUGGUUCUAUUGGAUUACCAGGUCCUCCAGGAGAACCAGGUGGAGUAACAUUCAGAAGAGGCCUGCCAGGAUUUCCUGGAGAACCAGGAUGUGUAGGACCUCCAGGACCUCCAGGAGAUACUGGCAUGAAAGGUGAUGAUGCUGGCAUGUGUAUUGAUUGCAGCUACAUUCCAGGAAUACCUGGUCUUCCUGGUUCUCCUGGGCCACGUGGUCAGGAUGGCAUGCCUGGUAGAGAAGGAACAACAGGUCCAAAAGGUUCUCCAGGUUCUCCAGGAGCACCAGGGUUUCCAGGGGCUCAAGGACCUCCAGGCUUUAGAGGAGAUCAAGGACAGAAAGGAUCAAAAGGUGAGCCAGGAUAUGUGCAUCCAGAAGGGCCAAAAGGUGAGCGAGGAGAUCCAGGAGCCAGGGGAGACAAAGGAAGGAGAGGUUCAAGUGGAUUUCUGGGAAGACCUGGCUCUAAAGGAUCCAAGGGCUCUAAAGGUGAAGAGGGACUGGCUGGUUCAAAAGGAGACAGAGGACUACCUGGAUUGCCUGGCAGACUUGGGCUUCCUGGAGAAAUGGGGCUUCCUGGACUGCCAGGAUAUGGACCACCAGGAAUAAGAGGUUUUAAAGGCUCUAAAGGAAUACCAGGUCCACCUGGAUUACCUGGAGAAGCUGGUCUGAAAGGAGAGACCAGUAGGGCAACUCCACUACCUGCAUUGCCAGGACCUCAAGGACCAGAUGGUUUACCUGGACCCCCAGGAGUACCUGGUAGGGUUGGAGCAAGAGGUCAGCCAGGUGAUUCAGGACAUUCAGGGCCAACAGGUGACACAGGCUAUCCAGGGCUUGGGUUUCCUGGAAACCCAGGUCCAAAAGGAGAUAAAGGACUUGCAGGAGGCAGAGGGGCACCAGGUUUUGAAGGAAAGGCUGGAGAUCCAGGCCGAGCUGGAAACCUAGGACAACCAGGAGAAAAGGGUGAGCCAGGCAUGGUUAUUCCUGGAGAGCCAGGUAGACUGGGUUCACCAGGAGGUCAUGGCAUUCCUGGCUCAAAAGGUGAAAGUGGACUUCCAGGACUUCCAGGUCCACCGGGGCAUCCUGGACAUGAUGGUGCUGAUGGCCUAAGAGGAGAUCGUGGCUCACCGGGAGUUCCUGGAGAUCCAGGUUUUCCAGGGAAACCUGCUGAAUGUCUUAUUGGCCUGCCAGGUUUGCCAGGUGGCCAGGGAGCCACAGGCCCACCAGGAGGAAGAGGUUCACAAGGUUCAAAAGGAAGACUAGGUCCUCCUGGCUUGAGUAUCCCAGGAAUCCAUGGGAAACCUGGGGAACCUGGAAUAAUAGGUCUUCAGGGAAAUGCAGGAUUACCUGGUCCCAAGGGGCAGCCUGGAAGGCCAGGAAUCUCUGGUGUGCCAGGCUCAAGGGGAGAGCCAGGUAUAAUGGGCCUGUUAGGAAUUCCUGGACCCCCUGGUGUGAUGGGAAGACCAGGCAACCCGGGUAUCAGAGGCUAUCCUGGCUUCCCAGGAAUAAAGGGAAGAAAAGGGUUUCUUGGAGAAAAAGGUGAACCAGGUGAUAAAGGUUUUCCUGGACCAUCUGAGACCUUGGUUGCUAUUGGGGAUAAAGGAGAACGAGGCUUAAAAGGAGUUCAAGGAAGAAUGGGUCUAAGGGGAGAAAAAGGAGAUGUCGGUGUGCAAGGUCUCCCAGGUCUUGAUGGGUCUGAAGGAAUACCUGGUCUCCCAGGUGUCAAAGGAUUUAUGGGUCUUCCAGGGAUUCCUGGAGAACAUGGAUUUCCAGGUGCACCAGGAGACAAAGGGUACAUGGGAAUUCCAGGUCCAAAAGGGCAGAAAGGAUCUCCAGGCUUCCCAGGACCAUCAGGUGACCCUGGGCUACCAGGCUAUGGUGGCUUUCCAGGUGACAAAGGAGAUCCUGGGUACCCAUCUGUUGGGCCUCCAGGAGAAGCUGGUCCAAAGGGAGAUCCAGGUCCUCCGGGAGUUCUUGGCAGCAAAGGAGAAAAAGGAUCCCAGGGUCAUCCAGGACUUGAAGGAGCAUCAGGAGCGCAUGGGAUCAGAGGGGAAACUGGAGGUGCAGGAAUGCCAGGAAAGUGUGGACCCCCUGGAGAUACCGGUGCUAAAGGACGGCAGGGCCACCCAGGACAGCGGGGUGUUCCAGGCCCUCCUGGUGCUGUUGGAAUCCCUGGAAAAAAUGGACUUGUUGGUGAAAGAGGUAGCCAAGGUCAGGAUGGUAUGCCUGGUCCCCCAGGAGCAAAAGGAGAACCAGGAGCACCAGGGAGAGGCAUCCCUGGCCUUCGAGGUAUUCCUGGUCGUAGAGGGAUCAAGGGGGACAUGGGGCUGCCUGGUUUCCCUGGGCCUCCAGGUAUGAAAGGCCAUCCAGGUGAUCAAGGACCCAUUGGACCUCCUGGCUUAGUGGGGUUACCUGGAUUUCAAGGCCCAACAGGCAUGGCAAUCACUGGCCAAAAAGGCAAUAGAGGAAUUGCUGGUGCACAUGGAAGACCAGGUCCUCCUGGUUUUCCAGGGCUUCCUGGUCUUUCCACUCUCAGCAUGAAAGGAAGCAAAGGUGUCAGAGGAGCGGCUGGAAUACCAGGGCCAACAGGCCCAGCUGGUGACAUUGGCCCUCCUGGUCCAAAAGGAAUAGAAGGUCGAUCAGGCUAUCCUGGUGCCAUAGGGAACCCUGGAUUUCUUGGAUUCCCAGGUGUAAAAGGAGAAAAGGGGAAUCGAGGGCCCCCUGGACCACAAGGUGCAGAAGGGCCAAGGGGACCAAAGGGCCAGCAUGGCCUUCCUGGAGUCACUGGGAGAGUAUUUUCCAUCCCAGGAAGCAAGGGUCCUCCUGGACUGCCAGGAAUGCCAGGAACACCAGGUGAUCAAGGAAUUCAAGGGAUUCCUGGACUACCAGGACCUAAAGGAGUAAAAGGUCUACCAGGAAGUUUCGGUCAUCCAGGUCACCCAGGACUGCCAGGUCCAAAAGGAGACAGGGGAUUUCCAGGAGAAAGAGGACAGCCUGGACUGAUUGGCUUUCCAGGUCUGCAGGGGUUACCUGGCUCACCAGGUACUAUCAUUGCUGGUCCAACAAGAAGAGGUUUUAUCUUUACCCGGCACAGUCAGACAACAAAGAUUCCUUCGUGCCCACGUGGGACAUCCCAGAUCUAUGUUGGCUAUUCCCUGCUUUUUGUCCAAGGAAAUGAACGAGCACAUGGCCAAGACCUCGGAACAGCUGGCAGCUGCCUGCAGAGAUUUACCACCAUGCCAUUCCUAUUCUGCAGCCCCAAUGAUGUUUGCAGCUUUGCCUCUCGCAAUGACUAUUCCUACUGGCUGUCCACUGCAGUGGUAAUGCCCCCAGACAUGGCACCUAUUUCUGGCAGGGCACUGGAGCCCCAUAUAAGCAGGUGUGUUGUGUGUGAAGGAGCUGCAAUGGUAAUAGCAGUUCACAGCCAAACAACUGUAGUUCCUGCAUGUCCAGAAGGCUGGAUAUCUCUCUGGAAGGGUUUUUCUUUUGUAAUGUACACGAGUGCCGGCUCAGAAGCUUCUGGCCAAGCGUUGGCAUCUCCUGGAUCUUGUCUGGAGGAAUUCCGGGCCGUCCCAUUCAUAGAGUGUCACGGCAGGGGAACGUGCAACUACUACACAAAUUCCUACAGCUUCUGGUUGGCAACGUUAAAUCCAAGAAGAAUGUUCAGGAGACCAGUGCCACAGACUUUGAAAGCAGGAGAACUAGAAAAUAUCAUCAGUCGUUGUCAGGUCUGCAUGAAGAGACCAAUCUAAACAGUGGCCACUCUUGAUAGAACAUGAAACUCUGCUUUUAUUACAAAAAAUUGCCUAACUCUGAAGAGCUAUAAUUUAUUAAAGUCCAGCUGCGUCUGGAGAGAAAAUUAUAAAUUGCCAGUGCAGCACUGUGGUGAGGCAGGGCAACAGUUUGACUUUUGUGUUUGGCAAAUGACAAAGCACUUUGUUGGAGGAAGCCUGUCGAGGCAAUCUGCAGGGGCUUCUGCUGAACCAUGGCAUUUCUGAGCUGCAUCUCCAUGAUAAAACCACAGCAUCACCAGAUCUUUAAUGAAAGAUGUUAAUGCUGCCUUGUGUCAUGUGCUUUUCAAACAGCAAAACAAGCUAAAGCUCCUGUAUCAGCUUACAUAUGUUCAGUGUUCCAAGUGGAUAUUUAAAUAAGAUGACAAUCUGGCACUUAUGAGCAAUAGGGUUCAAUAGGAAAUAUUUUCAGUGCACUUUUAACUAUAUGAUGAUUCCUUGAGAGUUGUUUUGGUUUGGUUUUCUUGUCUAAUAAACAAGUAUCUCCCCACUUCCUUCACCCUUCCUCUGGCUGGCAAACAGGAAUCCGAUCUUUGUAGUAUCACUGUGCUGGUUCCUGACUGGUCAGAAGGGAGCAGCACACCAUGCACUGGGCAGGCAGGACAGUGGGGACAGGCGCUGGCUGUGUCCUCCAGAGUGACGGUGGCUAAGGGCUGACUAAUUGAAAGUGAUGGAAAGUUUUCAUUAGAUUCCAUGGUUAGAUCAUGAGAUCUUUUAAGUUCCUCAAAAGCUGACAGUAUUAUGAUCACAUGCUUUCAUCUCUCCCGAAGAAAAACUAUUUACCAUAUCAUAGUUUUGGGUUCUGUUGGAAUUAACAAUUACUGUAUGGCUCAAGGGCUCCCGUGGCAUUAUGAGUUUAUCACCCAUCAGGAUGUGAUUUCUUUCUAUUUUAUUUUUAAUAGAUAACAAAAUCUAUAAUAUUUCCAUUUUAUAAUAGUCCAUAUUUAAAUAUUUAUCACAAAUUAUAUUCUGUAUUUAAAUAUUUAUCACACAUUUCUGAAAUGAAACCAUUUAUUCCAUCCAGACAAAUGUAUGCAUCCAAAAUUUUAAAAAAGACUGAUAUUUAAAUUGUACCAUCUAAGCACUGACUUAUACAAGAGAAUCCAACUGUAAAUGAACAUAAAUACUUGAAAAGCACUUUCAUUUACUCAUAUAACUUAUAUAAAAUUGUAGCUCUGAAGUUUGUUUUUUUUUAAUAUUUAUAACAUUGCACUUGCAAGGCUAUUUAAAAUUGUAAUGUUGACAUUUAAAAUGUUAAUAUUUUUUAAUACUUGCACAGUCUAUCAGAAUUCCAGUAUUUAGUGUUACAGAAGAAGCUUAACUCAUCUGAAUAGUUCUGUAAAUGCACCACUUAAAUGUAGGGUCUAGCAAUUCAGUGAAAUAACCAAGAUUUCUCAUUUAGGUGUUUUUUAAGCCAGUGAAAUUUUAUAUUGUUUCUGUUAAAAUACUUGCAUUGUGUUUGUCUGACUGUUUGAAUUUUCAGUGUUAACCUAACUAAGAAAAGGUUUUGUCUGUGUUCCAUGCCAGUACCUUACGAUGGAGCAAACGUGAGGAUAACAUUUACAUGGACUGAAUGGAUAUUUUAAAAUUAUUGUUUGCUUGGACAGUCGUAGUACUUCUGUUUGCAAGGUAUAAUUGUGAAUUUGCAGGGUUUUAUGAAGAAUCUCUAUGCAGAUGCACUACUGAUAAGAAGGUAUUAAUGUCAAGUUAAUAUUUAGUCCUUUAUUUGAACCAGGCUUGAGGUUGAGGUUGUUUUCCUUAAAACAAUCACAUACUAGAUUUUUCCAUAAAUGCUGAAGAUUGCUUUAAAUACUCAAAGCUAAAGACCACACCUGUUGCUCAUUAGGUUGUUGGGGUUUUAGUGGUUUCAGUGGUUUCUUUUUUUCAUUAAGGCUCAUUACAGUCACCCAAAGGCCCUUGUAUAUGAUACACAAUCAAUGACCUGGAAACCCUCAUGUAAAACUUGCUAGUAAAAUGCAAAUGUGAGCACCUGAGGUUGAAGUCUGCUGGAAAUGGCCAGCAGAGGAUAAUGUGUAAGGAGGAGGGAACAGAUUGUGGUUUUGAAGUCCAAAAGGUAAGUUACAAAGGGUUAUGUUUCAUAGUAUUGCACAAAACUGGAAGCGAUGCCUUGCUCCCAGUUUUGGAUUCAGCUGCUCACUUUUUGUGUGGCCUUCAACAAGUUACUAAAGAAAGAUGUUCAUAAAUAGCUUUAGAUUUUGAUUGCUCAAGGUCAGUCUUUCUUUCCAAAGCAUGAAAUACAACUGCAGGGACAUGUGUUCGUCAAGCCUGGUGUACUACAAGCUGGACACUGGAAAUCGAAUUAAAACUUGAAAAAAGUUGGUGUUAAACCUCUCUCUGCAGAUGCAGAUCAUGUUACUUCCCUACUGCUAACGAUUGUUGUGAGGAUUAGUUAACUCAUGUCUGUAAAUGCUUUGGGAGCCUUAACUGGAAAGGGCUGAUGAGGUGCAAGGUGUUAAUAUAUUGUACUGAAAGAAUGGAUGCAUGAGAAAUGGGAAAUAAUGAGCAAACCAUGGGGGCUGUACUCUGCUAAAUACAGCCAAAUAAAAAUAUUUUGACUAA